AUGGAGUCACAUACAAUUGAAAACGGCGGCAGCCAGUUUGGGAUUGCAGGCAGCACUCAAACGUUGGGUCUCACUUCGACUAGCAGCAGUACUGCACUGUUCAAGAACAACAAGCGAAUGCGUUUGGUGCUUAUAACCCUCUGCUUUGUUCUGCUGGCCGCUUGCAUUGUGCUCUCAGUUUUCCUGGUCUUGAGCAUUCGCAAGGAAGACAAAAAUGGAGGAGAAAGGGAUGGAGUAACUUGUCCAAAAAGUGCUCAGCGGUGCAGCUCCGAAACCUGUCUGGAAGUUGCAUCCAAAUUACAAAAGAGUAUGAACGAGACCGUGAAUCCAUGUCAAGAUUUUUUUCAAUAUUCCUGCGGCUCUUGGAUCAAAAACAAUCCAAUCCCAUCCUCCGAAGACAGGAUAUCUACUUUUGCUGUACUAAGAAAACAAGUCAACGAGCAGAUUCUGUUUUUGUUGCUGGAGGAUGCUAGUGGUCCUAAAGAAAACGCUGUAUCAAAGGCAAGAGUCUACUUCAAAUCCUGCAUGAACGAGGAUGACAGCAAUAACAAUGGGACAAUCGAGUUAAAGCGUCUUAUUUAUCGAUUUGGAUCCUGGUCAUUAGACAAUGGCACAUGGAAUGAGUCAAGAUGGAGUUACAUUGAUACUUUACGGAAGAUUCACAGCGACGUCUUCGCCAUUUCUCCCCUCUUCAAACUUUACACUUCUGCAAACCCUUACAACUCUUCAAGAAUGAGUCUAAAGGUAACAAAAGUUAAAAAUAAACAGUUAACGUUAUAUUUUGUAAAGAGUUUUGCCAUUAGUUAAUUUCAGUUUCUUGAACUGCGUCAAUUAUUAUUUCGUAUCUGGGUGACGACGUAUGUAGCCCGAGGCAACCCAAUGUCGCAAUAACUUGAGUUAAAAUGUUAUAAAGAUAACCAAGGUCUUUUGAGUUGUUUUUGCUACAUAUUACGAGAGAUAAGGCAACUAAUCCACAAGGAGAGUAAUCAAGUUGAAGAGAAGCCAACAAUUUACAGGUGCAUUUUAUUAAAGAUAUAGUUAAUGAACCCCCAAAUUAAAUGUCUGGUCCAGAUUGCUAAACUUGUGGCUUUUUAAGUCUACCCAAAAUUUGAUCCUGCGCAAAUUCCAAGCAUUCACGCUGAAAAUAUUAUAAUACAGACGGGAUCUUUUAAGUACACGGACGGACUUUCAUUGUUCAUCGCUUAGUUUAAUCUGAUUUUAAACGGAGAUGACCAGACGAAAUCGUUCAAAUUAGUGGGCGUGUUCACCAAACUCCAUGACACAACUUAGUACUCCUCAAGAGGCAUGUUACACUAUGAAAUUUUACAGAGCAAAAUCAGCCUUAUUUUAUUUGGACACUAGUGUAGUCUGAGAUGGGAAAUAAUUCAACAUAGCCACUAGGUGGGAAGUUCAAUUAUCAUGAAUAGAGUUUCAAGUCUGUUUCCUAAAUAGGCAAGUUGUAUUUUUUGACAUUCUCCGUUAGUUAUUGAACGGCUUACCACUAAGAGUUUCAUGGUUUUUUUGGUACUCAAAUGGACAGGUUCAAUACUACCGCUGAUGGUUCAAUACUUUAGUGUGCUAGUUGGUCGUUACACCACGUACUACAAAAACAAAUGAUCAAAUUACCGACCAAUUUUGACGUUCUUAUGACAUUGACACACCCAUAAGACUAGUUGGCUGGUUUGAGUUGUUAUGUCUACUGCUAGGUUCGUGACACUUGCACUCGCUUGUUUAAUUAAAUUGUCCCUUUAAAUAUUUCUAUUAAAAUUGUUGUUUGUUCCGGAGAUGUUGACAUAGGCUGCUAUCAUUUUCUCCCUGAUAUGUUUCUUUCCCACUGUCUUCAAAAAAGACCUCCUGGUAGCAGGUUGACGUUGGUAAGGAUGACUUACUAGUUCUUUGGGUUGCCUUUCCUGUUCCGUCCAAAGGAAGACCAAUAUUACACUUUACUAGACUGGGUUAGUUCUCUCGGAAAGUCAUUUUUGUUUUUUUAGACAGACCACCCCAGUCGAAGCUUCCCCGACGACAGUAUUCAUGGCCUGAAAAAAGGUGUCAUAGCAGAAUGACCUUGACUAUUGUUAGUUACCAUUUUCUGUACAUAUGGAAACAGAACGUCAACCUCAAUUUUGAAGCCGUCGUUUUCGGCACCCUUCACUAAUAAACAGCACACUACGAACUCGCACUGGAGACGCGUACGCUAAACCAGUUCUAUCGAAGACUUUCAAUCUUUCAGUGUUCAGCUGUUGACAAUUAAAAUUAGCUGUUACUUCUAAAUCAAUUAAGGCACAUUCCCGGGAACACUUUAAUCCACGAAAUUGUUCGCGCAUUUCCCAAAAUUCAAUAAGGCUUCAAGAACCAACCAGAUCAAUAGAUCAGUUAUCUUAAUCUUCCAGCUUUGUUUUUUGACUUUCUAUGUUAAAAAAAACCUUUCGACGCACUGAUUUGCAACCGCAUAUGGCCGGAAGUAGAGCCGGGCUUUAGACUCUGUUAUUCUUGCUGAUCAAGGUAGACAAAACAGUCACUGCGCGCGAAAUCUAUUGAGCAGCAACCAGGAAAAACUGGCAUCAUCUUGUACUGAACAGCCGUCUCUCAUCGCUCUUCGACGCUCAAGACACUUCCCAGGAGCGAGGAGAAACGGCUCAGUAUCCGCAGCCUAAAAAAAGUUGUCUUUUCUACUUAAUAGACAUGUGUACUCAAAAGAGCAGUGCCCCCAGAUUUGCGGCUCAAUUCAGUAAGGUCAUGCAUCUUUUAAUAAUUCAAUAUUUUACUAUUCCAUUAAAUGUCGAUGUUUUUCAUUUUGUAGGUUAGCCCUCCAAGUCUGAGUCUGCUUCGUGAUCAGUACUUUGCAACGGACAACAAGGUAGAAUUAUACUUAACGCCAAGUGUGGGGAAACAGGGACGGGCCAUUGCAAUCGAAUUUAAAAUUAGCAGUCUAAUUGGUUCAAAAGUGUCACCAGACAAUUUGACCAAUCAAAAACUGUCGUCAUCCAAUGCCAAAUUAAAUUCAGAACCUUCCCAAGUGUCCGCUUAAUAGAGGUUUGUAAAGAUUGCGCAAUGUUUGUUAACGAUAAACUUUCAACGGUUAUCCUGUACUGUGAUAAAGAUCCAUGUUGUUAAGGAAGCUAAGGAAGCUGUGUUGUAGUUUGAGCAAGACUUUCGUUCUAAUCUACAGUUUAUUGACACCUAAAUGUAUUGAUUUAUCUUUAUUAAUCGACUACAAAACGUAUUUCAAGGACGUAAUCCAAUACUACUAUAGUCAAUUCAGUCCGUAGACUUUCAAAAAAGUCCUUAGUCGGAUUUCAUAUGGCCCUCUCGCGACUGCGUCGCCAAAUACAAUUUUAUUUUAGUGUUCGCGUCCGCUGAAUAGGGGGUCGUAAUAAAGGGAAACAUAACGCGUUAAUUUCGGGCCCCGGCUUAGCAUCCGCUUAAUAGAGGGUGUCCGCUUAAUUGGGGGUCCUCUUAAUAGAGGUUUCACUGUAUUUAAAAACCACCUUAAAGUAACACAAGAGGGCAGGGUAUGAAUACUUUUAUUAUUUUCUCAACUUACGCAGCUGUUGAGCGCGAUUUAGCCAAAUUUAGCCAAUCAGAGUGGCCGAAAAGUUCCCAGCCUGUGGGCAAGUUCUUCAUUGCUGGUGAGAGAAGCGAGCCGCGAUAGAACGCGCGACUCCCCCCAAAUGGAGAGCUUGAUCGGAGACUACUAAACCUUCCUAACUGUAAAAGAAUAACUGCUUCAAACAGCGAGGUACAGUUGUAAUAAUUACAGCAGUACAAAAGAAAGGUUGGACAAAAUUGACAAAGAUGCUUAAAACGGGAUGAAAUUGUUCUUUUUUUUAAUUCCUAAAAAUGCAUGCAAAACAAUUAGUCUGUUCCAACCGGAUGAACUUUAUGUACUGCUUUCAACCUCUUAAUGACCCUCCACCUUUGUUGUGCUCCGUCGUUUACCUCCUGCAUUACCUCGACCUUUUCCUCGACCGAAAGGUGAGUAAUGAUAACAUUUGUUUGACUGCUAAAACACAGUGCGACUGCUAAGAUAGCGAAACCAAGUUGAGAAAGCGGGCUCACGAUUUUCUGGCAAUACUUCAAAAAAGCCUAAGAUCAUAUUGAAAUCAAAGAAUACCGUAAAAUGAUUUUGUAUUGAUCGUGGGAUGAUGUCUCAUUGCUCUGAUGGUCUACCUGAACUAAAAGUGCAUGUAUGUCUUUGCCUUUGAAUAACUAUAUUUCCAAUUAAAUUUAUCUUGUAUUGCGGGAACAGGCAUAGCUCGGAGAGCCUUUUUUCAGCUGUUUUCAGUUACUAUGAAAUUUAGCAGAACCCCUGGAAUCUAGCCUGAUUUAAUGGAUGACAUGCCAGUUCUUACCUAAACAGUAUCAUGGAGCCCUUACCGAUCUCCUCCGGCCAGACCUACCGUCCCCUCGCCCACAGGAACACGAACGUAGUUUUGUUGAUGUACCUAAUAUAGUGACCUUAGCUUCCCUGCCUCGUACCCAGGCGCGUUCUAGCCGAUUCGAGAGCGACUGAGAUUUUGGUUUCGAGCUAAAUGUUUUGACGGAUAAGGGAUUUUACAGCUUUUGUGGAAGCGGGAUGCCCCCAAAUCUUGGCACGGGAUGAGGUACUGGGAAAGAAAACGUUAUUCGGGAAAGAGAUACAUAUGACAGAAGUUAGGGACGGGGGAUUGUAGUGAAAAAGGAGGUUAAAGCGGGAUAAGGACGUCCCCUUCCAGAACCUGAUGAAAAAAUUUGUAAUAAAUAUAAAGUAACAAAGGAAAAUCCCAGUGACUGUGUAUUAUAAUCAAAGCAGAAGGGCAUGGAAAAAUCGUAGCAACUGUGUAUCUUCUCUUGUGUUGCAGAUCACUCCUCCAAAACGCGAGUUAUAUGCCAAUAUGUAUAAGACCAUGAACAUCUCUGACCUUGAAAGCAAGGCUCCGGGUGUCACUGGGGUACGUAGUUAUUUAGUAUGUCCUAAAUAAUAAAGUUUUCAGUGAGUUUAGGAAAGAAUAAGGAUGGCCUUUAACUGAGUUUAAAUUCCUGAUAUGAUAGCGUUCUGGCCCCAUAUAUUCAUACAUGAAAUUUUCUUUUAUGAAAAAACGCUGGUUUUGAAUUGGAUAAAAAUAUGGCAGUAUCAGAUUUUUAACUCCUGCAAACACAAGAAUAAAAGGCUUUGUAGCUCCCGCUUUUCAAGUUUCUGUAAAAUUUCCGUACUUGAUCUUCAAACAGUGCACAAUAAUUAUUUUGAUCUUUCUUUCCCUUUUUCCGUUCCCCCAGCAUAAUUGCUGAGUGCCACUGCCAAAUAACCUAAAAGCUAAAGUGUUCCACUAGCUACAAUUCAUCACUUGUAAAUAGUUUUAUUGAUCUCUAUUUGUCACUUUGCGAUGUAAAGGGUUGCUGGAAUCUUAAGAACAGUUCACAGCAAGUAGAGUGCCAUAUUUCAGUUUUCAACAGCCAUAACUUGCAAACUGCUGAAGUCUGCUUUAAUCUAUCCUCGCCUUUGUUUUUCAGUUCACGUGGGAAGGGUAUUUUAACGACCUACUGCGACCUUUUAAUUUGUGGAUAAACGCCUCAGAUCAAGUAAUCGUGCCCUCCUCGGAGUAUCUACGGAAUUUGUCCUACGUAAUUAACGGUACAGAUAAGAGGUUAGAGGAGUUUUAUUUCCUAAAUGGAUGUUCUUUGACGAAUGACCACAAUAAUCUCUUACGCUUCCAUACGCGAAUAAAUUGUUGCAAUUGUCCUACUUUGAGUUGUUCAGGACUGUGAACGGCGACAAAACCUUCCUCCGCUCGUUCAACCGACCAUUUCGUGGAAACAGAAUUAAUUUACACGCACCCAGCUACUUGCUUAGAAUUCUGAUUGGACUGACAAGUCAGCGACCUGGUUUGGUCUAACAACAAUCAAUUGAAAAUGGCAACAAGUAUUUAUCACGUUUUCAAGUUGUCGCUGGUAAACGCUUUGUUACUCAGCAUCAAAACUACACUACUUUGCAGAAUAGGCACCUAUUUUUAAGAUAGUUGCAUUUGUAUAAACACCAUUCUCAGGAAUCAGACUUCCUAUCAAUAGCCAGUAUUUCUUUUGGCCAUUUUAAAAUUCCGCACGGAGACUGGGUCGGUGAGGAGUCGAACUGCACUGUGGGACUCUUUUGGAGAAAGAAUUUUGUUGCAGUUUCCUGCGCAACUUCGUUAAUAGCCAAUCAAAAUGCCUGAUAAAGCGUCCUCAAAACAAUCCCACAGUGCAAUUCGACACAACACUGACCCAGUCUCUCAACUUUAAAACGGUCAAUUAUGAACGCGUGGCAUGCAGUCACCAAUUCAGUAACAAAUCCGGAUCAAUUUAUGUUUUUGGGAAACUGCCGACCUACCCCUCCCCUAAGCCAACAUUGUCAUUUACUUCUCACUUAAGGCAAAAUGUCGGCUUGGGGGAGGGGUGGGUGGGCAGUUUCCAAGAAACCUCGAUAUUUCAACUCCCUAGGACCCUGUCGAACUACAUGAUGUGGACCCUUGUGCGCUAUUUUGUUCCCUACUUGUCACGUGACUACCGCGAGGCUCUGCUAGAAUAUGACAAAGAAAUCCAAGGAACAAAGACGGCCAAGCCUCGCUGGUUACAUUGUAUAGAAGAACUGAACAGUUAUNCAAUAGCCAGUAUUUCUUUUGGCCAUUUUAAAAUUCCGCACGGAGACUGGGUCGGUGAGGAGUCGAACUGCACUGUGGGACUCUUUUGGAGAAAGAAUUUUGUUGCAGUUUCCUGCGCAACUUCGUUAAUAGCCAAUCAAAAUGCCUGAUAAAGCGUCCUCAAAACAAUCCCACAGUGCAAUUCGACACAACACUGACCCAGUCUCUCAACUUUAAAACGGUCAAUUAUGAACGCGUGGCAUGCAGUCACCAAUUCAGUAACAAAUCCGGAUCAAUUUAUGUUUUUGGGAAACUGCCGACCUACCCCUCCCCUAAGCCAACAUUGUCAUUUACUUCUCACUUAAGGCAAAAUGUCGGCUUGGGGGAGGGGUGGGUGGGCAGUUUCCAAGAAACCUCGAUAUUUCAACUCCCUAGGACCCUGUCGAACUACAUGAUGUGGACCCUUGUGCGCUAUUUUGUUCCCUACUUGUCACGUGACUACCGCGAGGCUCUGCUAGAAUAUGACAAAGAAAUCCAAGGAACAAAGACGGCCAAGCCUCGCUGGUUACAUUGUAUAGAAGAACUGAACAGUUAUUACCAUGGUCUCACAUUCGCAGUGGGUUACAUGUGGAUAAAAAACGUGUUCGACAAAGACAUUAUACCAUUUGUGAGUAUUCCUUGUCGCUGUUGAUUUGAAUCCGAUCAACUUCCGCUUUCGCGAUGGCAAAUGUUGAUAUAUUUAUAGAUGUAUUUAUUAAACUGAAGAUAAGUUUCUUUUUCCUUUUUACAUUUUCCUCAUUCUCUGUCUUAAAAGGAGUGCAUUACAAUACCAUGACGCAUGACGUCGCGGCAAACAUGUUAGGCCUGUUUCAAACGUCGUGCUACUGCCGUGCCAAGCUGGCUUGACUGUAGCUCGACUGUAGCACGACACUGGCACGACUUGGUUUCAGACGUCGAAUUUAAUUCAGUCGAAUAGAACGGCUGUUGCCGAAAACAAAACACAAAAAUAUAGAAACGGUUUAGCAAACUUUUAAAUGUUUCAAACGUCGCGCUACUGCCUUGCUAAAGUCGAAUUUAAUUCGAGCAAUUGAGUUCGGCACGGCAGUAGCACGACGUUUGAAACGGGCCUUAGUGUAUACACUGAAUAGUUUUGGGAUUGAAGGCCUCAUCUCUAAAAGGAAGGCCGCCGUGGCACGAUGGUGAAAUGUCCUAUUGAGAUUAUUUUCUCAAUAUCCAAAUAGUGCGUUUCAUCUAAUUAUGUCUCAAGCCGCUGUUAUAAAAAGAAUUAACCUUAAAAUAGUUCUAAAGAAAAUUUCAAAACUGAAGUUUAAAAACCGGAUUUUAAAAACUCCUAUUUUUUAAAAACACGAUUACAAAGAUUGGGGGAAAAAAGUUUAUACUGAAAAAAGCAGUACGCGGGAGAUAUUCCAAAGCAGGAAUAGCCGACACAGUGUAUUCUUACCCUAUCUCUGACACAUUUAAACUAUCCCUGCACUUUUUAGAAAAGGAACUGAACUCUUUUUUUACAUUGACGUCAAUUUUGGGGGACUUGCAAAGCAUAUUCGCUGACUGCUGUUGUUUUGUAACAGAUCCAAGAGAUGAUGACAAAUAUCAGGGCAGCAUUUAAAGAGGAAACGAAACGUUAUGAGUGGAUAGAUGAGCAGACACGGAAAAAAAUUGUCGAAAAGGUUUGAUCUAGUUAACAUUUAUCCUUUAAGAGAUGUGUCUAGACUUGCCAUUAGUAGACCUCACGAGUUAAGGCGAGUGGGUCAAGCUUUCUAGGCUGCGAAGCAGGGCCGGCCAAGCGCGCGAGAGGUGGCCACUAUUAAAUUGGACAAACGACUUUUUUGAAAGUCUAUAAUGUGUCCAUCCCGGUCGUUUUUGUUCUAUUUAAUUAAAUUUCAUCUUCCAUAAGGUAUUUCUAAAGGAUGUGCAAGGAUGUGCAAAAAAAUUGAGCAAUAUAGUUAUCUUUUCUCAAAAUAAAGAUGUUGGCACCAAUCAACACCAGCUUCAGUGAUCAAACACUUGUGACUUCUUUAUUUAAUACACUUUCAAAACUUAUUCUAAAUAAUUAGCGUAUUGGUUAUACCCUAAACCUUGACGCCAUCUUGGCACGGAACGUUGCCAUACCAAUUGUGUAAUUACAAAAUGAUAAAUCCACGUUAAAAUGUCGCCACAGAAUUAAGGAGCAAUUUGUCCCCUGUGAUAGCGGAGCUCCACGCGCGAUGCUGCGGAGCCCCAUAGCUAAGGAAAAGUGGUAAUCUACCCAUUCGAGAAAAUUUGGUAAUCAAGUGACCUUACACCGAGCGAGCGAGCGAGCGAGCGAGCGAGCGACCGUCCGUCCGCACCACAGGCAUACCAAUGUAAAAUAACCCAAUCAACAGGUAUGGCAACCCAAAUGCAACUCAAGGUUUUAUUUGGAAGGAAAUCACAUGGCCGCCUGGACUUUUAGAAAGAGAAAACAACAACAAAGUCGUGUCUUUUUCGGCGUUAUUUUUUAUGUUUACACUAACGUAGAUAACAUAGAAAGAGCUAGAGCGAGUUAUUGAAAACAAAGGAGACGAAUUUCGUAGGAAGCAAAACAUGGAAAUUCAAAGAGGCGGUGAGAAAAUUUUAGCGGUCAGCAAGGUGAAAAUGAGCGGCAGUGAAAAAUAAAAGCGAACAUGAACACAGAAACAAAAUAUUGGGUAAGCACAUACGACAAUUCCCCCAUAAAAAUAAUGUGUAACUAGGAAGUUUGACGUUUUAGUAGUACAAAACAGCGUUGUAGUCGUGCAAAACAACGGCAAGGGAAAGACAAAACAGCGUGCUGCACGUGCAAAUGUGUGCUACACGUGCUAUUUGUUUUGUUUUGCUUUGUUUUUUUUUGGUUGUUAAUUAGAUCUAUUAGUCUUGAAGCCAUUUUCAUUGCCGUCCCCGUUUAGCAUUACGCGAUUUAAUUUUUUUGGUUUACACGUAUUAUUAACCAGAGCUUCGCUUUUUGCCCUGGCUAAAUCUAUAUAUUAUUAUAAGGGGAAUAAUCAUUGCAGGUACAGUUUGGGUUAAGUCCUCAAGAAGAAAGGGAGAGGAUUCUAACUGACAGGCACUUAUUUUCUCUCUGAAGGAAAUCGCGAUGAAAAACAAAAUUGGUUUUCCAGAGCUCUGUGCCAAUGAAACGUUACUCAACCGUUUUUACGAGAACGUAAGUUGGAAAUUUAUUUGGAAUUAGUUGAAAAGGAGCAAAAUAUCCAGUAUAUCUUCCUUUUUGCGGACAUGUUUUGCAGUUAUCACAAUAACUUACCUCAGAAAGGUUUGAGCAAGCUGAUACUUUCCCAGUGUAGUUUCUUCCUUCGUUAAAUCCUUCGUUAAAUCACCUAAAGACUGGUUGGUUGAACGCCAAAGGUUUCUCCGUAAUUUUGUAAAAAUAUCGUUAAAGCUGAGCGGCCUAUUCUCGGACAGGUAAUCCCUAUUCUCGGAUGUUCCUUCGUACACGACUAAUCCUGAGCAUCGUGUUAAAAAAACGUCUCGUUGAAGAAAAGAGGAGUAACAUUGCAAGUAAACAAUGCCUUUUCCUGAGUUAAAAAACAUUUUAAAGUCGGUUUUAGUGAGUCCAUCCUCGAGUAUUCAUCGCAAAAUUAGUGCGCUUAAACAAACAAACAAUAAACAAACAAGCGAUUUUAAAUAUUUUGCCAUUUUAGAAAUUGCACAUUUAAGUUAAUCCCAACGGCUGGGUGUCAAACAAGGUAAGUUUCAGCUAGGAGCAGCUGGGAAAAAUAAUUUUCUUCUUUUACGAAACUGUUGUUGAACUUGAAUAUGUGUCUGGCUUUCGCGCUGUCCGAGGAAUCAUGAGGCAUACCUCGAAAAAACAUACCAAGUUCUUCCCGUGUUCUUGGUCAAAAAUGUGAAACAGUUAACUCAUAAUUCUUACUUGGAAGCAGACCUUGUUCCUUUUUGCUGAACUUUCUCCAAAAUGUAGUUAUUUCUGUUGAAUAUUUGGCUAGAACGAGGUGCAAACUGGAACGAUGUAUUAAAUUCAAUGUGUGAAGAAACACAUUUUACCUACCUUCACAAGAUCUUCAAAUUUUCCAGCCUAAACCGCAACGAGACCUGUCCCAAAAAGAAUUAGCGAAAGUAGACUAACCAAUAACUCAACGGAGACUACCUGUCCGGUUUUAGUUAAAGUCUAGGACGAAUAUACGAAACAUUAAUGCGUACAGUCCGAGAAUGGGUGCGUCCGAGAGAUAGGCACACAAACUGUCCUUAAAUACUUUGCGCGAAGCUACGCGAUUGUAGCCCCGUGGGAUUAAUUCUAAAAAUUCGAGACGUCUUCACUAACCAAGCAAAUUUUAUGUCAGAAAGCCUUCAACGUUUGAAUUUUUAAAAAAAGAUAAAAAGUUUAGUCUGCCUCAGUCAAAUGAUAAAGCACCUUAGCUUAAUUUCCGACAAUCCGAGUUUCCAUCCGCUAUAUAUUGAUUUCAUGCGUAAUAUUUUUCUGGACAACUCGAUAAAGCUAAAUUACAGGCACUGAUUUUUCUAGAUUUUAUCACCUCUUGGGCAACCCCAUUUUUUCCUUUUACAAAAAAGCCAAGAAACUCAACUUCCCGCGAGUAAGCUAUCGUCCUAGGAGAUGGGAGUAGGGUUGAUAACCUGUUUGAAGGACAUAAAAUGUUAAGUGAUAGUUCUAUAAAACUGAUCACAAUUCAAAGAGCGCACAGUUAGCAUUUGAAACGCAUGACUUUGAUACCCAGAAUAGCCAGAAAAGGAGAGUUAAUCAACAGUAAUUUAAUUUUCAAUUUAAUUUUAGCUGAACAUUAGUACUGACAAUUACCUUGUGAAUGCCUUGGAUGUGAUGAAAUGGCAAACAAGGUCAUUUCUCUCAACUCUCAAGACCCCGGUGGAUAAAGAAAAGUAAGUAAGAUGCCGAGUACAAGAAGUCUUUUUUCUUUUUGUCAACUGUCAAAUUACGCCCAGGGGGUACUCAUGGCAAUUCUUGGUGGGGGGAGGGAUGUACGACACCGUUGUCCAAAUCCUGACCCUAUUUCAAACCAAAAAAUAUCAUUUUUUACACCCGUUGUGAGCUUAAUCAGGAAGAGUUUUUUAAGACACGUUUCUUACCGGCCUUUGACCAUUCUGUAAGUACGCGGAAUACGAUUUUCCAGACCAGAUUGUACUAUGAGUAUAGAGGAAAACCAAACUUUAAAAUUUGGGCAUGUUGAAUUAACUGAAAAGUUCCCACAAAAUACAACUCCGUGUAUCAAACAAAGGUAUCUAAAAAUAGACAGCCAACCAGCCAUAUAACUAAUGUAAUGUAAGUAAUGUACCCUUAUUUCUAUUAACUCCUUACAGAUGGUUUACUGGACCUCAGCUGGUCAAUGCUUUUUACUUACCAAACACAAAUGAAAUAAGUAAGAAAAAUUUCUAUGUUUUUUAGUUAUGUCAGCUAUUGAACCUUUUUAACGUAAAACGUACUCUCCCUGAGGGCUUUUGCACGCGAGUGUUGUAUAAAUUCUUGUGUUUAAGUUUUAAGCUUGUUAUGUUGGUAGAACCACGAGGCGCGAGCACCUAUUUCGGACAGCCGUCUUCGCAUGUUUUUAGGCAUCUGUAGAAUUCAGAGUCUCGAACUUCCUGCUCAAAGGAGUGAUUCGAGAUCGUGUGGGUUCGCACGCCAGUAAACCCAUAGAAAGUGUGGUGUCUUCCAAAUAUGGUAAGCACCAGUUGGUUAUGAAGAAUUAGCCAGGGGAUUGCAGCCAAUCAGAAACGGCGAAAUAUUUUGAAUGAAUAAUAACGAACUUUGUAGCAUUGUGCACGAUUUAUAUCCAAGAUGAUUUCCACAUAUUAAUGUGAAGUAUUUUGUGGGUUGUUUUGAAGAUUUGUGUUAUGUGGUGUUUAGUUUAUUUCAUGUUUGUAUUUGAACGUGCUUGUUUGUAGAUCUUAAGAGUACUCCGUAUUUUUGUUGACAGGUUUUUUAUUAUUAUUUUCUUUUUAAUGAGUUUGUCACUAUAAGUGAUAUUUAUCUUGUGGUUUUAAAUUCGAGUGUUGGUCCUUAAGGUGGACACACUUGGAAUUAUAGUUGCUCGCAGCUGACCUUGUAGCCUGCGAAAACAUCCGUUUCUCCGCGCUCUUCGCCGAACCCAAAUGCAACUCAAGGUUUUAUUUGGAAGGAAAUCACAUGGCCGCCUGGACUUUUAGAAAGAGAAAACAACAACAAAGUCGUGUCUUUUUCGGCGUUAUUUUUUAUGUUUACACUAACGUAGAUAACAUAGAAAGAGCUAGAGCGAGUUAUUGAAAACAAAGGAGACGAAUUUCGUAGGAAGCAAAACAUGGAAAUUCAAAGAGGCGGUGAGAAAAUUUUAGCGGUCAGCAAGGUGAAAAUGAGCGGCAGUGAAAAAUAAAAGCGAACAUGAACACAGAAACAAAAUAUUGGGUAAGCACAUACGACAAUUCCCCCAUAAAAAUAAUGUGUAACUAGGAAGUUUGACGUUUUAGUAGUACAAAACAGCGUUGUAGUCGUGCAAAACAACGGCAAGGGAAAGACAAAACAGCGUGCUGCACGUGCAAAUGUGUGCUACACGUGCUAUUUGUUUUGUUUUGCUUUGUUUUUUUUUGGUUGUUAAUUAGAUCUAUUAGUCUUGAAGCCAUUUUCAUUGCCGUCCCCGUUUAGCAUUACGCGAUUUAAUUUUUUUGGUUUACACGUAUUAUUAACCAGAGCUUCGCUUUUUGCCCUGGCUAAAUCUAUAUAUUAUUAUAAGGGGAAUAAUCAUUGCAGGUACAGUUUGGGUUAAGUCCUCAAGAAGAAAGGGAGAGGAUUCUAACUGACAGGCACUUAUUUUCUCUCUGAAGGAAAUCGCGAUGAAAAACAAAAUUGGUUUUCCAGAGCUCUGUGCCAAUGAAACGUUACUCAACCGUUUUUACGAGAACGUAAGUUGGAAAUUUAUUUGGAAUUAGUUGAAAAGGAGCAAAAUAUCCAGUAUAUCUUCCUUUUUGCGGACAUGUUUUGCAGUUAUCACAAUAACUUACCUCAGAAAGGUUUGAGCAAGCUGAUACUUUCCCAGUGUAGUUUCUUCCUUCGUUAAAUCCUUCGUUAAAUCACCUAAAGACUGGUUGGUUGAACGCCAAAGGUUUCUCCGUAAUUUUGUAAAAAUAUCGUUAAAGCUGAGCGGCCUAUUCUCGGACAGGUAAUCCCUAUUCUCGGAUGUUCCUUCGUACACGACUAAUCCUGAGCAUCGUGUUAAAAAAACGUCUCGUUGAAGAAAAGAGGAGUAACAUUGCAAGUAAACAAUGCCUUUUCCUGAGUUAAAAAACAUUUUAAAGUCGGUUUUAGUGAGUCCAUCCUCGAGUAUUCAUCGCAAAAUUAGUGCGCUUAAACAAACAAACAAUAAACAAACAAGCGAUUUUAAAUAUUUUGCCAUUUUAGAAAUUGCACAUUUAAGUUAAUCCCAACGGCUGGGUGUCAAACAAGGUAAGUUUCAGCUAGGAGCAGCUGGGAAAAAUAAUUUUCUUCUUUUACGAAACUGUUGUUGAACUUGAAUAUGUGUCUGGCUUUCGCGCUGUCCGAGGAAUCAUGAGGCAUACCUCGAAAAAACAUACCAAGUUCUUCCCGUGUUCUUGGUCAAAAAUGUGAAACAGUUAACUCAUAAUUCUUACUUGGAAGCAGACCUUGUUCCUUUUUGCUGAACUUUCUCCAAAAUGUAGUUAUUUCUGUUGAAUAUUUGGCUAGAACGAGGUGCAAACUGGAACGAUGUAUUAAAUUCAAUGUGUGAAGAAACACAUUUUACCUACCUUCACAAGAUCUUCAAAUUUUCCAGCCUAAACCGCAACGAGACCUGUCCCAAAAAGAAUUAGCGAAAGUAGACUAACCAAUAACUCAACGGAGACUACCUGUCCGGUUUUAGUUAAAGUCUAGGACGAAUAUACGAAACAUUAAUGCGUACAGUCCGAGAAUGGGUGCGUCCGAGAGAUAGGCACACAAACUGUCCUUAAAUACUUUGCGCGAAGCUACGCGAUUGUAGCCCCGUGGGAUUAAUUCUAAAAAUUCGAGACGUCUUCACUAACCAAGCAAAUUUUAUGUCAGAAAGCCUUCAACGUUUGAAUUUUUAAAAAAAGAUAAAAAGUUUAGUCUGCCUCAGUCAAAUGAUAAAGCACCUUAGCUUAAUUUCCGACAAUCCGAGUUUCCAUCCGCUAUAUAUUGAUUUCAUGCGUAAUAUUUUUCUGGACAACUCGAUAAAGCUAAAUUACAGGCACUGAUUUUUCUAGAUUUUAUCACCUCUUGGGCAACCCCAUUUUUUCCUUUUACAAAAAAGCCAAGAAACUCAACUUCCCGCGAGUAAGCUAUCGUCCUAGGAGAUGGGAGUAGGGUUGAUAACCUGUUUGAAGGACAUAAAAUGUUAAGUGAUAGUUCUAUAAAACUGAUCACAAUUCAAAGAGCGCACAGUUAGCAUUUGAAACGCAUGACUUUGAUACCCAGAAUAGCCAGAAAAGGAGAGUUAAUCAACAGUAAUUUAAUUUUCAAUUUAAUUUUAGCUGAACAUUAGUACUGACAAUUACCUUGUGAAUGCCUUGGAUGUGAUGAAAUGGCAAACAAGGUCAUUUCUCUCAACUCUCAAGACCCCGGUGGAUAAAGAAAAGUAAGUAAGAUGCCGAGUACAAGAAGUCUUUUUUCUUUUUGUCAACUGUCAAAUUACGCCCAGGGGGUACUCAUGGCAAUUCUUGGUGGGGGGAGGGAUGUACGACACCGUUGUCCAAAUCCUGACCCUAUUUCAAACCAAAAAAUAUCAUUUUUUACACCCGUUGUGAGCUUAAUCAGGAAGAGUUUUUUAAGACACGUUUCUUACCGGCCUUUGACCAUUCUGUAAGUACGCGGAAUACGAUUUUCCAGACCAGAUUGUACUAUGAGUAUAGAGGAAAACCAAACUUUAAAAUUUGGGCAUGUUGAAUUAACUGAAAAGUUCCCACAAAAUACAACUCCGUGUAUCAAACAAAGGUAUCUAAAAAUAGACAGCCAACCAGCCAUAUAACUAAUGUAAUGUAAGUAAUGUACCCUUAUUUCUAUUAACUCCUUACAGAUGGUUUACUGGACCUCAGCUGGUCAAUGCUUUUUACUUACCAAACACAAAUGAAAUAAGUAAGAAAAAUUUCUAUGUUUUUUAGUUAUGUCAGCUAUUGAACCUUUUUAACGUAAAACGUACUCUCCCUGAGGGCUUUUGCACGCGAGUGUUGUAUAAAUUCUUGUGUUUAAGUUUUAAGCUUGUUAUGUUGGUAGAACCACGAGGCGCGAGCACCUAUUUCGGACAGCCGUCUUCGCAUGUUUUUAGGCAUCUGUAGAAUUCAGAGUCUCGAACUUCCUGCUCAAAGGAGUGAUUCGAGAUCGUGUGGGUUCGCACGCCAGUAAACCCAUAGAAAGUGUGGUGUCUUCCAAAUAUGGUAAGCACCAGUUGGUUAUGAAGAAUUAGCCAGGGGAUUGCAGCCAAUCAGAAACGGCGAAAUAUUUUGAAUGAAUAAUAACGAACUUUGUAGCAUUGUGCACGAUUUAUAUCCAAGAUGAUUUCCACAUAUUAAUGUGAAGUAUUUUGUGGGUUGUUUUGAAGAUUUGUGUUAUGUGGUGUUUAGUUUAUUUCAUGUUUGUAUUUGAACGUGCUUGUUUGUAGAUCUUAAGAGUACUCCGUAUUUUUGUUGACAGGUUUUUUAUUAUUAUUUUCUUUUUAAUGAGUUUGUCAAUGUAAGUGUUAUUUAUCUUGUGGUUUUAAAUUCGAGUGUUGGUCCUUAAGGUAGACACACUUGGGAUUAUAGUUGCUCACAGCUGACCUUGUAGCCUGCGAAAACAUCCGUUUCUCCGCGCUCUUCGCCGCUGGGACGUUUCGCGCGGAACGUUCCCAGCGGCGAAGAGCGUGGAGAGACGGAUGUUUCCGCAGGCUACUGACCUUGUAGGUUGUUUCCUACAUGAGACUGAAGUCCUAUUGUCAAGUGUACAUUGGUUAAUUACACUUGGCAUGUUUAGCCGUGUAGGUUUGUUUUAAUCCACUUUGGUGAUCUACAGGAAGUGCUUUCAGUAGUAAGCCCAAAAGCACCUGCAUUUCAGUUAUUUAAGUUGUCAAUAUUUGGCUCAGUUAGAGGUUAAUUUGGAGCAGUUUAAUAAGAGGUGUGUAGAAGAACAAAUAAUGAAUAAAGUACUCAAAAGUUGUGAUCCUAGAUUCAUGGUGAGUCUUUGCUAAGCAAGCGAGUUGCUCGUACAAUCAACCCCAACAUAUUAUUGGUGGAGAACCCUGGCAUCGCUCAUGGUAUCUCUCACAACUAAAUACAGCAAAAGACAAACCUUCAAAACAACCUACCAGAUACUUCACAACAAUAUGUAACACUGUAGAUGGCGGAUGCACCGUCAAAACAUGUCUGGUAAAUUAAAGCAAGUCGUUUUGUUUCUGGGACAAUAUUUCAGUACUGUAGCUGUUUUUGACCCUAUGUCAACUAUAAAUUACCUACUGUAGCUACAAAUAAAUAAAAAAUAGUUAAGUUAGUUAUAAUUAAUGUUAACGAAACAGUGCAGUCUAAUAGGCGGUCUAGGUAUUGAAUGUGGGUUGUUUGUUCUGUUAGACAUUCUGGCGGGAAUCCUGCAGCCUCCUUUUUAUUAUGGUAGAAAAGCACCAAGGUAGGACAUUUUGCAUCAUCAGUGCAUUUGCAACGUUAACAUAAAAGUACCUUUGUCAUCUUUCCCUCAAUUUAAAGAAAACUGCUGUAUUUUAUAGCAACGGUCAAAACGCGCCUGACUGGAGAUUUUCGUUUUCAUGCACGCAAAAGUUUAAAGGUUUAACUUGGAAGUUUUGUUUGUUGAUUAAUUGAUUGAUUGAUUUAUUUUUUUGCCUAUAGGCUUCGUCCCCUGCUUGCUUGCGAGGCUCUGCUAUUCACGUAAUUAGUAAAACGUCCCUUAAUUAACAGGUCUCCAUCUUGGUAAAUUUCUAUCUCUGUUAGAUUAGCUUCAAUUGAAGCCACUAAAGUUUGGUCAAGUUUUAUAAACUCGUUCCUCUGUUUAGUUAGUAUAUGGCUUAAUGAUCUUUUUCUUUGCUCCAUCCCUUUGCUUUUGUAAUGUACCGUGUUUUUGCUAAGGAAAUUCGAUGGAAAAGUUGAUAAAUUAUUUCUUUAUCAAGAUGAAACGUUUUGUAUAAAACUAGAUUAAACUUUACUGAUUUUGAUUUUCGAUUGCAGAGCGGUAAACUUUGGGGCAAUUGGAAUGGUCCUUGCGCACGAGUUAUCUCACGGAUUUGACGCAACUGGUUAGUAAAAUGCCUAAUGAUACAAUCUAGGAGCCCUUUAGAGAAUAGUGUCACCAAGUCACCAUAGGCGGCUAUCUGUCAUGACCGUCUUUAACAGCCUCAUUUCCAACACAUCUUGUCUGUUGUGUAAACCUGCCAAAAGAGCAAAAGUCGGCGAAAGGUCACCUGAUGGCAGGUUAGGCCGAUGUAUACCUUCAAACCAAAUGCCGUGAUACCUAUUUCCCAAGUAAAUAAAUCCUAAAAAUGAGAAUGAAGCGUAUCUCAAUGGUUGUAGUGCCCGGCCCAAAACCAGGUAUAGCCUUGUUGGUGCACUUUUAUAUUUCUUACGGAAUUUUAUGUACAAGUUUGGAUGCAUCUCUUCAUACCCCUAUGGUGAAGGAGUCGUUUUAAGUCCCCGGCAAAUAACUCCGCAAUAACGCUUUUUUAUGAAGGGAUUUCUACACCGCCUCUAGUAGACCUAUUUUUGUCCCACGGUAUCCUGACUCCUAGCUAUUCCAGCAGCUGACGUGCUUUUUCAACUUCAUAGUGUUUCUCACUAGGGGUAGACUGCUCGCAGUCUACACUAGGGGUCAAUUCAUGAAGCUUUUACAAGUAUUGCUAUUGCUUUCAGACUUAAAACAAUAGAGGCACUUAUAAAAUUACACUUGUUGAAGUUUAAUUGAAAUGACCCCAGUAACCCUACUUGCGAAGUUUUCUAGCUUUAUUAAACCUAAUUCUACUUUGCUUUGAAAAUAAAACUUCUUGACUUUUUCAAUUAAGUCUCGUUUAAUUUUUGAUUCACCAGGAAGGUAUUUCAACAAAGAAGGAGAAAUUAUUGAAAACUGGUGGAGCAAUUAUACGUCACAAGGCUUUAACACGAGAGCGCAAUGCAUGGUGGAUCAGUAUAACAAAUACCCAGUGGAUGGUGGGAACCAGGGACAAACCCAUGUAAGUCACGUGUCAAUAGGGAGCCAGGAUGUUGAGGAGAGCAUUCGCGUUCCUUUAAAAUUUAUGGAGGUUAUUUCAGCUGGCUGAAUUGGUCAAAUAUAUGCGAUUUUUCCUGGCGCUGAAUUUUUAUGGAGCACAUCAAAGUUUUAAAAUAGAAGAAAAUUUGUCGUCGGGAGUUUAGGUCCUCUAUAAAUACGUUACAUUGAAAAGUUUCACGUUGUAGUUGUGCAGUGAAGGCGAAGAAAACAACUAAGUUGAUAAAUAAAACCAUUUUUUGUUUGUUUGUUUCACUCUCCCCACUGACGGGCAUUUUUUAGAAACUAAUCCUUUUAGUUGUGGACUAUUUAAUUUAUAAACUGAAUUGCGUAGCAAGCAUUUCCGUGCGGUUUCUGAGCGAAGAACGAAGAUGGAGAGUCGAUCAAAGACCGCUCGGCCUCGGUCUCUCUUUGCUCCGAAACCACACGAAAACGCUUGCUACGCAGGAUAAAAGAAAUAAGGGGAAACUACAGAGGCUAAUAGCAAGACAUCUUGCUUCAAACGUUUAUUCGUCAGUUAGCAAUGAGAAAAAGUAUGGUUCCUGGUUUGUUACCAGUUCGAUUCAUUUCGCUCUGUCAAGAAAAAAAGCAUUUACCUUUGAAAAUAAUCAUAUUUUUAGAAAUUCUAAAUUAAAUUUUCAUUUUCCUCUCGUGAUUUUCGACCCCGUUUUGUCCUAAAACAGAUCGACGGAAAGCUCACAUUGAGUGAAAAUAUUGCAGAUAACGGUGGCAUUAGACUGGCGUACUGGGUAAGUUUACGCGAAACUGAGCUAUCAAGGUUUGGACUGGUCUUUGAAUUAGAUUCACUUGCAAAGUAGUGAAGACAUUUAAACAUAAAAAUACUCUUCCAACACACCUUUUAGAGAAAGAAAUCUUUGGACUACAAGGCAAUCUUUAAUACCCGCUCCUCCUCCGGUAAAUAAGACGUACGCAUUUAUCGUCUGAUGAUUCUAGCGUCUUCUGUUAAGUGCGUCGUUCAUACGUUAAGUGCAUCUAGUAAAGUGGGAUGCCGUAAACUAGGGUGCAUUUAUGCCGAACUCGUCCAGAAGCAACUAGGAAUAGUCGAGAGCAGCCUUCACAGGAAACACUGUUUUUCUCAGUGUUGUUGUUUACUUUUAUGCAUCCUGUUUUGAAACCAGACGACUUUAACCUACAGGACGUUAAACUUCGUCCAGACGACUCGUCAAUUCAAGAAUGGCCAAUGCCGUCUUGGAAUUCUUGGAAUUUGAUAACGGGGAACAGGCCAGGGGGAUGAACAAUGCCAAUAAUUAUAAUUUUAUUCUAGCGCCUGUUUGAUUGAACCUUAUUCUCACCUCCUGAAACAUUGGUCCAAGCGUCACACUAGACGAUAGUGGGCAAUAAGUAAAGAGCCAUCUAAUUCCUUACUGUGUUUUCUUUAAACAGGGAUAUAAGAAUUGGUUAAAGAAGAACGGCGGAAACGAAGCGCUACUACCUGGUCUCGACAAAACAAAUGAACAGCUGCUGUUUAUCAGUUUUGCUCAGGUAAGUAAACAGAGAGUUGUAAAUUCAAAUUAGUGAUUGGACUGAACUAUACCUUCAGAAAAGUCCUUCGUCUGAUUUAAUAUGGCGUGACCUCUCGCGACCUCGUCGCUCGGUCGGCCUCUUCGCGGCUAAAAACGGCUCGCUCCGCUCGCCAAGAGGUCGACUUGUAGCAAGUCUGGGGCUGAACGAGUGGAGUGAUAAAUCUCAAGAGGCUGCGGAUUGGAUUAGGGAAAAAUAGAUAAAAAGGGAGAUAAUAGCGUCUAGUACUGAAGUGGUUAAUUUAGGAAUGUGGCAUUCAGCUGUCUACUAAGGGCACAGUUCGAUAAGGGAAGAGCAGUGUGAGAUUUGGCAGAGUGUUUGAAAUCAUGGUUUCUCAUUUUCCUUUCUAUCCUUUAAAAACGAUACCUGAAAAUGAUCACUAUUUUGAGUGUUAGAGGAAGCUUUCUUUUUUCCCCUGAAGGCUAAAAUCAGGGGCACCCAACGUCAAUUUUCGGAAAAUAUCUGUUCGGAAGACGAUUUGAGAUCUAGAAUUUUCGGAACAUUUGCUGUAAAAUUUCUUGCUUGCCUGCCUCUCCUAGGAUUUUCGAACACCUAAAAAAUGGUAUUGUUGCCCAUUUUUAACGGAUUUUUACCCUAUAAAGGUCACCUAGAAUUUUCGGGAGCCUUUUUUUCUGGCUGAAAUUUUCGAAAAGGCAAGUUUUGAUCCCUACAAUUUUCGGAUCACUAGACUUUCAGCUAUUUAGGGGAUAAAAAUAACUCUAUAUCUACCGUUUAAAUACUACAAUACGUUUAAUAAUGCUAUGUUUAAGUGGUUUUGAACUAUAUUCUCGUUGGGUGCCCCUGUAAAAUCAGUAAGAAUUAACUGAUAUACGGAAAUGUAGUAAAAUCAGUUUUCCUGAUAGCUGACAAAUCGUCGCAAACGAACUGAUAAAUGAGAUUCGAGUACGCUCAGCCGCGGCAGGAUUAGCUCAGUCAGUAGAACGCUUUAAAAUUAGUGAGAAAUGAAGGUAACCCCUUUGCGCUGCAAACCGGGCUACAUCUUCGCGUGGCUCGGAUGACCGCGUAAAAUGUCGGUCCCGUCNUAUAUCUACCGUUUAAAUACUACAAUACGUUUAAUAAUGCUAUGUUUAAGUGGUUUUGAACUAUAUUCUCGUUGGGUGCCCCUGUAAAAUCAGUAAGAAUUAACUGAUAUACGGAAAUGUAGUAAAAUCAGUUUUCCUGAUAGCUGACAAAUCGUCGCAAACGAACUGAUAAAUGAGAUUCGAGUACGCUCAGCCGCGGCAGGAUUAGCUCAGUCAGUAGAACGCUUUAAAAUUAGUGAGAAAUGAAGGUAACCCCUUUGCGCUGCAAACCGGGCUACAUCUUCGCGUGGCUCGGAUGACCGCGUAAAAUGUCGGUCCCGUCUCCAGUUGGAGACGAAAGAAUAGUGUUCUCAGUUAGUACUUUCGUGCUAAAUACAUUGACUCUCAAAUAAAGUGCAUUUUUUUAAAAGUGCACUUCCCACUACACCCUCUAAAUAACCAGGUCAUUUCAUGUCUUUUAGAUGUGGUGUAGUUCAUUCAGACCAUCAGCGGCGUACAAUCUGGCCAAGGCAGAUACUCACACAUUGGCAAACUACAGGUGACUACUUAACAUACACCAUAUUCACAUUCUUGCUAGCUACGGGCUGGUUUUACUCGAAAUUUGACACUUGUAGCUUGUUUAUGAUUAUGGGUCUCAUCUCUAACAAGUAAGUCAUUUAUGAUCACGGGCAGGGUCUUAUUUUUAAAGACUAACUGGAUUCUAAAUUUUUAAACUGAUAUCUGCCAAACGUUAAGUUGAUUUCUCGAAUUCUCUGGCAAACAAGAAUCACCCUCCUAGCCAAGUCAACUAAAGCGAGCGUUAAAAAAAUGGACCCCUUUUGCUCCAGUCAAGGGCUGACAAUAGCGCUCGUGCGCGCUCUGAUUGUCACGCCCUUGAUCAAGUUGACCCGGCUGGGAGAGCCAAAGUGUUUAUACAUGGAGAAAAGUUAUGCCGACUAGGAGGAUGACCUUUAGCCUGUUCCAGGCUUCAAGAAAGUCGGGUCCGCGGGGACUGAGAAGGCGGGAACAUGAAAAUUAAAACGGGUACCUUUCACUUUCGCACGUGUCCCCCUCUCUUUCGCGUCUUCCCCACUACAUGAGAGCCUGGAACAGGCUAGAUGACCCUUCCAUCGAAAAGGGGUGACCCGGCUUGGCUUCUCGCCUAGCUGAACCAACGUUUUGUUUCACAUACGGUUCUCUAUGUUUUGUAAGAAAAUCUAGGAAAGGCUGGCUCGCUCACGGUAGCUCAGUUAGAAGGGCGACCCUUCUGUCCAGAACAAGUUUUCUUUAUAUGAAUGAGGUCUCACUUGUCAAAGGAGCUGAAAUAACUGAAUUGUAUUUUUUUGUUUUUGUUAUUCUACAGGGUCAUUGGCUCGCUGUCAAAUUUUGAGGAGUUUUCGGAAGCCUUCAAAUGCCCCUCAGGUGAAGGGAUGAAUCCGGAGAAGAAAUGUCAAGUCUGGUGA
Molecule: messenger RNA, 22822 nt
Organism: Porites evermanni
Lineage: Eukaryota; Metazoa; Cnidaria; Anthozoa; Scleractinia; Poritidae
Source: the annotation of a GenBank genome assembly